AUGGGUAAUCAAUUUGUUCCAAAUAUUGGAACAACGGAAUUUCCAGAAUUUUUUACACAAAUAGGUCUUGGUGAUACAAGUGGUGUCAAUGAAGGCACUCAAAAGGAAAAUGAAGAGGAUUCAACUCAUGCUCACCGGAAAAGUCCAAAAUGGACCACUGGUCAAAAUUUGGUUCUAAUAAGUGGUUGGAUUAAAUAUGGAACUGACAGUGUUGUUGGCAGGAACAAAAAAAGUGAAGCAUUUUGGGGAAAAAUUGCUGAGUACUGUAAUGAGCAUUGCUCAUUUGAUCCUCCGCGAGAUGGAGCUUCGUGUAAAAACCAUUACAACUAUAUGAACAAAAAGUUGAGCAAAUGGGUUGGCGCGUACGAUAAUGCUAAGCGUAUGCAACAAAGUGGGUGGUCGGAGAAUGUUGUCUUGGCAAAAGCGCAGGAAAUAUAUUCAGGUGGUAAGAAUGAACAUUUCAAUUUAAUGUUAGAAUGGAAUGCUCUCCGUGAUCAACCACGUUACGGUAGUCACGUAGGAGGAAACAGCGGCUCAAGUAGUGGAUCUAAGAGAUCCCGCGAGAAUGAUGCAAGUGACUCCAACUCUAUCAGAUAA
This is a messenger RNA of Brassica napus (rape), 597 nucleotides long. RefSeq names its product glutathione S-transferase T3-like. NCBI's taxonomy places the organism in Eukaryota, Viridiplantae, Streptophyta, Magnoliopsida, Brassicales, Brassicaceae. The transcript has a single exon. The record is from RefSeq and is a predicted model, not a curated record. The coding region runs from base 1 to 597 and encodes 198 amino acids.